AUGGCAAGUCAAGAAUCAAAGUCCGCCAGCGGUAGCGGACCUACUCAGUGUGUCGGUCCGUUGUAUCGUUCAGAAAGCCAGAAGCCCACGGCCACUGUCUCGACUGAGAUCAAGUUAGACAACGUUGUUGUCUUGUCCCAAACGCCUCAACUUAUUGCCCUUCUCACCAUCAUCAGAGACAAGAACACGGAGCGCGGUGACUUCAUCUUCUACUCCAACCGCAUCAUUCGCCUGCUCGUGGAGGAAGGACUGAACCAUUUGCCUACCGUUGAGCAUGACGUGACAACACCCAUUGGUCGGACUUACUCUGGCCUUAUGUUCCAAGGCAAAAUUUGCGGCGUAUCCAUCAUGCGUGCUGGCGAGGCCAUGGAGCAAGGUUUACGCGACUGCUGCCGCUCUGUCAGAAUCGGCAAGAUCUUGAUCCAGCGCGAUGAGGAGACAGCUCAGCCGAAACUGUUCUACGACAAGCUGCCAGAGGAUAUCGCCCAGCGCUGGGUCCUCCUUCUCGAUCCCAUGUUUGCCACUGGUGGGUCCGCCAUCAUGGCAGUCCAGGUCCUCAAGGCUCGUGGUGUUCCCGAGGACCGCAUUCUGUUCCUGAACCUCAUUGCGAGCCCUGAGGGUAUCCAGAACUUUACCGCAAAGUUCCCCAAAUUGAGAGUUGUCACGGCAUUUGUCGACCAGGGUCUGGACGAAAAGAACUACAUCAUCCCCGGCCUCGGCGAUUUUGGGGACAGGUUCUACACUGUUUGA
Messenger RNA from Colletotrichum acutatum, 750 nucleotides. Its product is annotated as uracil phosphoribosyltransferase. Gene Ontology annotation, cellular component: cytoplasm. The record is from RefSeq and is a predicted model, not a curated record. Bases 1 to 750 code for a protein of 249 amino acids. The transcript is spliced from 4 exons. Gene Ontology annotation, molecular function: ribosylnicotinamide kinase activity. NCBI's taxonomy places the organism in Eukaryota, Fungi, Ascomycota, Sordariomycetes, Glomerellales, Glomerellaceae.